AUGCACUAUGUGAUCUCAAUAGACCCCAAACAACUUCGAACAACAGCAGUAUUUUCAGCUAGCACUUUGCAAUGCCGGGUCGACGAUCCAUUGUCAUGUAGUCAAGCAAAGCACGAGGUGUGCGUGUUCGCGAAUGGUCAGUACAAAUGCGAAUGUCCGACAGGAGUGAAUCGACUAGCCGAUGGACGAUGUCUGUGGGUGGACGAAUGCGCUCGGCCGUCACUAAACAAUUGCCAUAAAGACGCUAAUUGCAUCGAUCAGCAAGAAGGCUAUACGUGUGAAUGCAAGCCCGGAUUUGCCGACGUCUCCACGGAUCGCACCAAUAAACCAGGCCGGAUUUGCCGAAAGACAAGUAAUGAGUGCAGUCAAAAAGAGACGUAUGGUGUCGACUGUGACCCGAACGCGGCCUGCGUUGACACUCCGGAAGGAUUUCAAUGCGUCUGUCAACCAGGUUUCGCCGAUGUUUCGUCGUCGGUCAGCAAAAUGCCCGGACGAAAAUGCGUCGAGGUAGUGAAUGAAUGUACCACCGGAAAAGCGGACUGUUCUUGUAACGCUGACUGCUUUGAUCGUGACGAGGGCUACGAAUGCAAAUGUCGCCCUGGAUUCGUCGACGCUUCACCGGACACCGCUAAGUAUCCUGGACGAGUCUGCAAUCGGCCGAAAUCCCCUGAGCACUACGGACAAACCAGUCGACAGCCUCAGUGCACUAGUUCGGAGCAGUGUGGCCCGAAUGAGAGAGUGCCGAUUCAACGCCAAAGGCGAGAUGGUCUGCCAAUGCAAACGUGGAUCCGUUCAACAGAGUGA
Messenger RNA from Ostertagia ostertagi, 804 nucleotides. Lineage: Eukaryota; Metazoa; Nematoda; Chromadorea; Rhabditida; Trichostrongylidae. The record is from the annotation of a GenBank genome assembly.